Drosophila busckii is the source of this 5418-nucleotide messenger RNA. RefSeq lists its product as uncharacterized. Gene Ontology annotation, cellular component: cytoplasm. Lineage: Eukaryota; Metazoa; Arthropoda; Insecta; Diptera; Drosophilidae. The transcript is spliced from 10 exons. Bases 257 to 4168 code for a protein of 1303 amino acids. Gene Ontology annotation, biological process: mitotic spindle organization; cell population proliferation; cerebral cortex development. The record is from RefSeq and is a predicted model, not a curated record.
UUAAUGAUGAGCGCAAGAAAAUCAAAUUUUCAGCAGUGUCUGACAAAGUAGGCAGCAAACAUGUGUAGCUGCUACACAUAACUUUUACACAAAUAAAGCAGAAACCUAUGUACUUAUUUUUUAAACAAGCUAAAAAAGACGCCCAAAUUUAACUCGCGUGCUGUGAACCGAACCAUCAAACAAAAAUUGUUCCCUAUAAAAACUUGAAAACAAAUCGUGUGCGGAAUUAGUAACGCGUAAGCAUAAGUGAAUUAAAAUGAAUAAUUUCAUAACAAAUCUUAUGAGACGAUCCAGCAGCAGUAUGGCAACGUCUAGUGCCGCCACUGCGCCCAGCGCUGUCGUAGAAGACGUCGAGUCCAACAACGAAGAUGCACUCCUAACGCUCGCGAUGAAUCGCUGCUCGGUGGAUACCGAGCUGGAUAAGCUGUUCGUAUCGGCCACACAGGAUUUAAAUGUGCUGGAGAAGCAACAUAAUGAUUUAAUAGAGCGUGUCAGCGAGCCCACCAGUCCCAGGGAAACCAUACAACAGCUACUGGGCGAAAUCAAUCUGAAUUUGGAUCAAGUUAGCGCCAAUGAAAUGGAACAUUUGCAAGCAAUGAGCCUAGAGCUUAGUCCGCUGGCGGUAAAGUCAGGUCCAAGGCACAGCUUGGAGCAACAGAAGGCGCUGGCUGCAGCACUUUGCGCCAAUGCAAUUCAACCUACCACGCCCCCAUUGCCUGCCAGCAUGGAACUAUUUAAACCGCAGUCGCCUAUGGAUCAACCAAAUCUGAAAUUUACGGGCCUGCCCGAGUUCGAUGAAACACAAAUACCAGAACUGGCGCCACUCAGCGCCGACAUGGAAGCUCAACUCAAAGCAGAUGAGUGCAUGCCGACGCUGAGUUCCACAGUGUUGAAGCCGACAGAGCAGGAUUACAACUCUGAUUCGGAAAUAUUUGUGGAAUGUCUAUCGUUAAACAGCGGAAAAUACUCUGCAGAGCAAUCUGAACUGGAGGCCUAUUCGAGUGCGCUGAAUGAUGUGCUGGAUGAGCAGCAGGCGAAUGCUACGACAAGCACAUUGGAACAAACCAUUAGUGAUAUAGUGCACAACAAUAGCUGUGAGCCCAUGGAUGUGGAUGAAAUAAAUGAAACAAUGGAAAUGCUCAAGGUCGUGUUAACACCAGAAGAUCAUCAGCAGUUGCAGCAGCAAUUCCUCGACGUAGCCAACACGGAGCAAAUGCAGCAGCACAAGGAAACUGAAUCGACAGAUUUGCAGCAGCUUGAGCAUUUAAUUGCAAGGGAUGAGCAGAGAGAGCAGCAGUUGGAGCGAGAGGCUGAGCCAGUGCAAGAUACACUGCCAGAGCUUGAGCAACUGGAGGAUCAGCAGAAGCUGCCAGAAACUGAAACCGUUGAAAAGCCUUUCGAAGAAUUCACUGAGUCACAAGAGCGUCUUGAAAUAAAAACAAAAUUGUCAGAGCAGCUGUCAUUGGCAACUGAAACAACAUUGGAUCCACUAGAAGAAAUGAAAUUAGAGUCACAAGCAGAAACUCCUGAAGAAGAAACACCAACAAAGAAGCCGCAAACAGCGAUAGCUUUAGAUGCAAAUAUAUGUAGCUCACCGCCCAUACCUACACAUCGGGUUAAGACAGCUGAAGAAUUGGAGUUUUUGGCGCAAAACGAAUAUCCUUCGACUGCAGAGCAACAGUGCAGUGAACAAAUAUCAACUCAAUUGGAGCAGUCUGGCAUGCCGCGAGCUGUGAGCCCAGUUAAGUCACAAGCUGAGCCAGCAACAGUAAUAAAACCUUCACCCCCACCAGUGGCGGUGGUGAUGCCCACGCGGGUUAUAACGCCACUUAAGCUGGAUAUAAGUGAAACAACAACGGCAUCGGCUUGUGAGUCAGCAGCCAGCUCACCUAGCUUUCCCAUUAAGUCUCCAGUGGAAGGCUCAAUGCACUUUCCUCGCUCACCACAUGCACCAGUCGAUGAAGAUGAUAUGCCCUAUUUGGAGCAGGCGGUGAUUGAACCCUCAAUUGAGCGCAUGUAUUCCAUGGGCGGUGUUAUAGCCAAGGCACCACUACCACUGCAAUUGAUAGUAACGCAUCCAAGUCCAGAAAAAUUACAGGAGCACGAGCAUCAACCUUUAAAUGCAACCAUGUCGCUGGAGAAUGCUACAGGCUUCAAUGGUACGUUCACUGAAGCUGCUGCAUCUGCUAGGCGGAGUACUUUUGGUAUGCCUUUGGAUGCGGUUAGUGAACAAGAAGGCCGCACUUAUUCUGUGAUCAAGAGCACAGAAUCUCCGCUGGAGCAACAGUUGAAUAAUACCAUGCCUUUGAGUAAUAAUGAAUCACCAUUAAAUGGCACUUAUGGCAUGCCCUUGAGUGCAGCUAGUGGUGAACAGCGUAGAACUUUUACGCACUCAGGACUAGAAAAUCAACCUGAAGAACUGCUUGCAAAUAAUUCAGCAACGCGACGUACUUUUUGCUUGGAGGAAACAUCAGUCAUUGCUGAACCACGUCGUAAUUUCACGCAGUCUGAGCUGGGAAGCAACCAUCAACAUCUGCAAGAUGAUAUUGCUCCAACUCGACGCACUUUUUGCAUGGAGGAAACCGCUUCACCAGCCAUGGAGGCCACCGAAGAGAACAUUACUGCUGCCGAGGAUGAGCCCAUGGAUAUAGACAUAUCGCUACGUGUCGAAGUUCAGACAGCUGUAGCCUCGCAGCCACUAUCACCACCCAUACCCACGCAUCAGCGUAAGCAAGAGCCAAUCGCGCAGGCGCCGCUCUCACCGCCUAUACCCACGCACCAGCCGGAACGGCAUAUAUCCCCACCAUUGCCCUCGCAGCUAAAGCGUCCUGCAAUUCAUGGCAAUGUGCUUGAGGAACAGACUUUGUCUGCCAAGGAGCAGCUUAGUGCCAGUGAAGAGAAGGAGGAUGUUGAACACUUUGGCGCCAUUUCGCCUAUAUCCGAUGUUUUUAAGCCGCCCAUGUACUCUAGCAACAGCUUCAAUAACCUAGCCAAAGUCAAAAAUAUUGCAACUGCUGCUGCAGCUGCUACAGCAAGCGAGGAACAAUUUUUUGAUGCAGAGUUUCAGGAUGGCUCCAACAACAACAACAUUAUACUCAACUCAUCAGAUUUUGAUUAUUUGUACACGAAAGGCAGCAACGAUGCGCCCGUCGAUCGCAGCUCAUUGCUAUUGAAAUUUGAUCCACUUUUGGGUGCACCAGUGCCAGUGAAUCUAUCGCAGCAUCAUCAGCAGCAACAGGAGCUAGCGCUACUUAAUAUUUUAAGCAACAACAACAAUCUUACACGUGCAUUGAGUCCCACUGUGGAAGAGCACGAGUCAAGUAAUCAAUCGUUUGUGAUCGAGACUAGUGCCAAACCAGCAACAGCAUCUGGAAACGCAAAAGAAUUGCCAUAUAAACCGCCAGUGGACAGGACAAAAAAGCAUGCUAAAAUGAGUGUGGACGUUAUUGGCAACGAUUGUAACAACCCCUUCGAGAAUUCCAACCUGAACACGGAGGACAAAACACACAAAUAUAAUAACAUGGAUGAACUGGAAAAAAAAAUCAAAAAUGAAGUUACCCGCUCCGAGGAUAUCGAAAAGAAACUAAAAGAGGCUGAGCAACGGGAAGAGGCGCUCGUCAAACGCAUAACAGAAAAAGAUAAAAUCAACUCCAAACUCAAUGGUGUUGUAGAUGCGUAUGAGAAAGCAAUUGCGGAGCUUGUUCACGAUAAGGAGCAACUGUCACAAAUGCAUGAAAGACAAAUGCAAGAGGUGCAAGCAGAUCGGGAUUCCAAUUAUAAUCAUUUAACUUCAUUGGAAACGACAUUUUCCGACCUGCAUGUCAAAUAUGAGAAGAGUAAAGAGAUGACCGCACAUUUAAAGCAAGUUGAGGAUGGAUUGCUAGAGGAAAAACGAAAACUAAUGGAUAAAUUGCGACAGCAGGAGCAACGCUAUGAGCAAAUGAAAAGCCAUGCACUACAGCAAAUGGAAAUCGCCAAUAAAAAGCUGGCGACCAUAACAAAAGAGCACGCAGAUGAGGUGAAAAAAUUGAAAGCUUUACUCAAGAAAGAGGAGGUUUCGCGUAUCUCCACAGCAGAGCAACUGCAGCAGAAGGCGCGAGAAAAUGCCGAUCUGCUAAAAAUAUGCGAGGAUCUUAUCUACGACAAAGGACAAGGUGGUACUAGUUAAACCUUUGCAACCUUAAUGGACUAUUGUUUUGCGGCCUGAAUUUAUUUCGUACAUAUAUUUUAUGCUGUAAUUUCGCACAUGGCACACACAUGCAGUCGUAAACACAACCAUAUUAAGCUCUCACACUCAUAAAUACACAUUUGGGCAUGUGGAACGCAUGUUUGUCGCAAACUAAUUCAUUCAACGCGAUCCGUCUCAUUAGUUUUUGUAACUUUUUUGUUGUGUGCUAUUGUGCAUUGAUUUAAACCUCUCAUUAAAUCUCAAUAUCACUUAUCCUGUUAUAUGCAUACAUGUAUACUCUUUUUAUAUACAUACAUACUGAAGAAUCCCGUACUACAAUUCCUAACUAUCCAUAUAAAUGUUGUACUAUUUUUAGAUUUUUAGUUAACACACAACAACUGCAACAACACAUACAAAUGUAACGAGUAGCCAAUGAGUUCCACAUGUUGAGUUCCACACGCGGCUUACGGGUUCCCAAAAAAAAAUUAUCACUUUAUGUUACUAAUUUCUAUCGAAUCUGCCUUUUGGUUAAGUUCAAUGAUAUUAUAGCGUUGUUUGCCUGAAAAUUCUGUGUGAUUUUCAUGUCAAAUAUAAGCUGCUACACACAACAUAACACUAACACACAAAAAAUCGUUUCUUGGGUUCUAUUAACUGAUGAAAUUAAUGAGAAACUUGCAAGUGGAUGAAAAACAGCGUACGCUAGAGGCGCGCCUUUACUAAAUGUUUAAGUUUAUAAUUAGAUUAAUUUAAAUUAAAAAUUUUAAUAAUUGUAUUAAGCAUAAAAUUCUGUAUUACGUAUAAUAGUACUAAACAAAAAAAAAAAACAUCCUAAAAAAUGAAUCAUUAAAAACCAAUACACUAAAAACUGCAUGAAAUUCGAAAAACCUAGUUAUACUAUUUUUCAAUUUAUCUAUUUAUUUUACAGCUUUAGAGUUUUUAUUUGCUUUGCACUUAAAGUGUUCUUGAACAUAAAUAGUUUAAUUACUAGACAGAAUCUUAUCAAUCAAUUUAUUCUAACUCAUAAGGCACACACCAUGAAACCAUGAGAACUUUUAUAUUGUAGCCAGCUUUUGUAGAGUACACCGCCGCUGAGAGCUCUAAUGAAUUUUACUUCCAUCUAUAACAUUUAUUAAAUUAAGAAAUUUACUUAAAUUGUUAAUACACACACAAGCGAAAGAAAAAAGUAUUGUAUACAAAAUUUGUACCCAGUCCAAAUAAUCAAAUAUUAUGCUACCACACAAAAACUUAUA